Cyprinus carpio (common carp) is the source of this 2241-nucleotide messenger RNA. It is a transcript of the gene ccdc24, whose product is annotated as coiled-coil domain containing 24. The record is from RefSeq and is a predicted model, not a curated record. NCBI's taxonomy places the organism in Eukaryota, Metazoa, Chordata, Actinopteri, Cypriniformes, Cyprinidae.
CUCGUCUCCAUAGGAACAGGAAUGUUUACGCUGAUACAGGAAACUACGAUUGUUCUGCUAGGUUCCCUCUCGUAUGGACACACUGAGUGCACGCCAGUGACAAGCUUUUGUGCUCAGCUCUGAAAAUAGCGGCCUCAUGGACAAUUUCCAACGCCAGCAAUCUGUGUGGAAUCUAGUGAAGGAAAAUGUUCCCUGCUCUGAGCUUCCUGAGAUCCGAGCUGUACUGGGAGAAACACUGAUUGAUACGUACGCAGAGUUAUAUUCAGAGGUGGAGAUGUGGGAGGAGAUUUGGAAGGAGCUCUGUUGCUCAGCGAAGGGCAGCAGGCCAGAAGCCUCCAUAUUCCCUCUGGCUGACCCCCCGGCUGUUAAAGAGCUGCUAAAAGCAGAGAUUCAGUUGUUGCUGCUCACACUGAGGGAGAAGGCAGCCAGACAGGGAAGGGAUGAAGAGGAGGUCAUGGCCCAGUACAAUCCUAGUGUGGUGAGUUACGCACUGGGCAGCAGUAGCACACAGAGACAAGGGAGUCCAGGCAGCUGGUGUGAAACCAAAUCACCUUCCAGACCGCCAUCAAGUCUGAGCGAGACUAGAAGCAGGUCAGUCUCCAGCCUCUCGUCUCACUCCAGCUGUGAAGAAGAAAUCAAGGCCUUAAGACACAGGUUAAACAUCACCCAUAUAGAUGAGGUUGUGACCCAUCUCAGGUCAGUCAUAACUGAAGAAUCUGAAGCACUGAAAAGAGAUGUGCAGGUCCUGCAGGAAAACCUUGAGACUGAGAGAGCCGGUGCUCAGACAGAACCUGUAUCUCCAGAACCCAGUGUAGCAGAGCUCAAAGAGGAACGGAGGCUCAUCCAGAAGCAUCUGAACGAACAGAGUUUAAUAACCAACAACACAAAUAAUCAGAGUACCAGAAACCCACUCAUCCACAUAAGGGAGAUAUGCAAACCUGCUCUCUCUGCAAAUGAUUUGGAAGUACCAAAACCAUUCAACUCAACAGUUUCCUAUUUGAAACCAUGUCCACCCAGAGACCUAAACCACAUCAGGAGUGCUCCGCCACUAAUGAGCUCCUCAAGUGCUCAAUCCACGAUCCCUAUUUCUGCUUUGGAACAAGGGGACAAGGAGUGCAAGUACAGUGCAAAUUCACUAAGGGCUUCAAACUUCAGACUGGUUCCAGCAGCUUCAGUCAAAGCAUCCGGUUCUGUAAAAGACUUAUUCCUAAAGAUGGAGGUGAUUAAAAAUAGUGAGCUAGUCUGUCUCCAGCCCGCUCCUCCUGCAGUGCAGAGAACAGCCAGCAGGGGACAGAGGGGGCGCAGACGGCUGUGUCUUCCUCAGCCUGACGGACUGCUCGGGUCUCUGUGAGAAUCACUGUAUGCUGCUCUUCACUGUCAGACAUUCGAACUGUUCAAUGUACACAGGAAAAAACCCACAGUGAUAAAACACAAACCACAGUCUGAUCUUUAAAAUAAACUUUAUUUACCAUUUCAAAUUGAACAGUUUACAGCUGACACGACUAAGACAAUUUCAAUGCAGUUUGGCCCUAAAAUUGAAAAGACACAUGGUUAGAUACUGUAUGUUUGAUAAAGUACUGAGCUCAUGUCAUUCUACUUCAGUUUUAUAUUGCCAUGAGCACAGAAGUACGUACACACUAUUGUAAAGACAUCGCUUCUUUUAGGAUGCAGGACAUGGGAGAGGAACGUUUUAUUUUUGCAUUAUUUUCUGUUGCUUUCAAACAUAUUUUUAAAGUAUCGUAACAUGAAAAUACAUGACACUGUUGACAUUAACCAAAAGAAUUCACCAUUUCCGUUUAGAUACGUUGAUUCUGUUUAUAGUUUUAUUACAGCAAUAAAACUGUGCUCAGUGGAUAUUUCCAUCUUGGACCUAGAGGUUUUUGUAAUAUCCAGGCCAAAUUAGGAGCAAUGUCCAUUUAAAAGUGUUCAGUUCUUCCCAGAAAAAUUAUCUUAAUAUACCCAAGUAAAAUUCCAUUAUUCAAUUUUUUAAUGAUUUUCAAUCGUUUUAAAUGCAUUUCAAAAAUAUUCAAAGAUCGGCAUGUGUCCAGGUAAUCAAUUGUGCUUUCUCUGUUUCCUUUCCAUCGUGCAUAAUACAUGAAACUGGAUCACAGGUCGACAGAAAUGCUCUUAAAGGGUUUGCAGCACUACAAAUACACUUGUGUACAAUACUGAGAUGAAGAUAUAACAUUGUUGGCUAUAGACUGUGUCCUUCAUCAAUAAACAAUUUCUGUUUGACCAGAC